Molecule: messenger RNA, 1736 nt
Organism: Micropterus salmoides (largemouth bass)
Lineage: Eukaryota; Metazoa; Chordata; Actinopteri; Centrarchiformes; Centrarchidae
Gene: hs3st1l1
Product: heparan sulfate (glucosamine) 3-O-sulfotransferase 1-like1
Exons: 2
Coding region: 412-1347 (311 amino acids)
Molecular function (GO): [heparan sulfate]-glucosamine 3-sulfotransferase activity
Source: RefSeq, a predicted model, not a curated record
UAUCCGCUUUGAAAACAAGGAGUCCGUUCCCCCCUUGGUGUCCGCUUUCAAAUGAAUCAGUGAUGAGAGUGACCGAGACAAGAGACGUACGCGUUUCUUCUGUGUGGACCAGCAGUGCGCAAAAGUGCGCUCCGCGGUUCAGCAUCAUUAUCAUCACUCUCCGCUCCUGAGAUCAACCCAAACCCAAGAGGCGCGCUGAGAUCCUCCCCGAGAUCCCGUACGAGAUGUGCUGUGGACUGCCGAUGAGUUCUCCUCCUCCUCCAGGUCAAGUUCAAUGGCAGACAAAGAAUGCACUUCCCACUGCUCUUGUUGCCACUGAGCUCAGAAAGACAGAUCUCGUCCACAGCUAAACCACAGUCUCCCUUUCUUGCUUUUGUGUCUUGGUCAAUAUCUACUCUUUAGUCCAUCACCAUGGCCUGUUUCCUGGCAUCUGCCUUUCUUCUGGUUCUCCAGACAUAUGCUGCCCCACCUGAGCUUGUCCAGGCAGGAUUUGGUAUAACACUGGACUCCGUGGACCUUGAUCCUGGACUACCAGCCAAUGUGUCUGUGCCCUUAACCCCACCCCCAGGGACUACUAAAAGAGCCCCACACAGCAUCAUUAUUGGGGUACGCAAGGGGGGCACAAGAGCACUGCUGGAGAUGCUAGACAUACACCCAGAGGUUGCUGCUGCUGCCACCGAGGUGCACUUCUUUGACUGGGAUGAGAACUAUGCCAAGGGCUUUGAGUGGUACCGUGAGUUGAUGCCCUACUCUUACCCAAACCAGAUCACAGUGGAGAAAACUCCGGGUUACUUUACAUCAGCCCUCGCACCAGAACGCAUCUGCGCCAUGAACUCAUCCAUAAAGCUGCUGCUGAUCUUGCGAGACCCGGCUGAACGGGUCAUUUCCGACUAUACCCAGGUGUACUUCAACCGGCUAGAGAACCACAAGCCGGUGCAAGCCAUUGAAAACCUGCUAGUGCGCAAUGGAGCCCUGAAUAUACGGUACAAGGCCAUUCAGAGGAGCCUGUACGACAUCCACAUGCGUAACUGGCUGCGCCACUUCCCCCUUGAGCAGAUACACAUCGUAGAUGGGGAUGCUCUGAUCCGCGACCCUUUGCCAGAGCUUCAGAAGGUGGAGCGCUUCCUCAACUUGUCACCAAGGAUAGUGUCCUCCAACUUCUACUUCAACCAGACCAAGGGGUUUUACUGUAUCCGAAGUGAUGGUCGAGAGCGCUGUCUGCACGAGUCAAAGGGACGUCCUCACCCAGCUGUCAACAGCACCGUCCUUCAGCAGCUCCGCUCCUACCUACAGGAACACAACCGUACCUUCUUCAGGCUGGUGAAGCGCACCUUCCACUGGCAAUAAGGAACCCAUAUCACAAAUCGGACAUAAGGGAACCGCUACCUUCUCUGUGAUGAGGACAAAAAGUGGGCAUACAGCACUUUACAGAACUGACAUUUAAAACCCCCCUUUGAAUAGCCUCUUAAUAACUGCUAAUGCGAUCUCUGGUUUCAGCAGAGCAGUUCUAUAUUUACACGAUAAGGCAAAAAAUUAUGAAAAACUGUAACUAGAGGCGUAAGAUUAAAUGAAGGAAUCUCAAAGCUUAAUAAGUCAUUCUCUCUGUGCCGGAAGCGUUUAAGUGAUCAGAUUGCCGCGAAAACAAGUUUGUGAAACUGACAAACUUUUUUUCCUCUCUCUUGUUUGAUAUUCUUGUUCUUGAUAAUAAAUUGUUCUUCUUUCAAAUGUACAAGAAA